This is a messenger RNA of Salvelinus namaycush (lake trout), 2625 nucleotides long. It is a transcript of the gene usta, whose product is annotated as uronyl 2-sulfotransferase a. Lineage: Eukaryota; Metazoa; Chordata; Actinopteri; Salmoniformes; Salmonidae. The record is from RefSeq and is a predicted model, not a curated record. Gene Ontology annotation, molecular function: sulfotransferase activity. Gene Ontology annotation, cellular component: membrane. The coding region runs from base 179 to 1387 and encodes 402 amino acids. The transcript is spliced from 8 exons.
ACGAGAGGGACCGAACGGGAGGCGAAAACCGUGUGCGAAAAAAACAACUCGUGGUGGCGCCGGGUGCCUGAGUUUCUGAAUAGGUGUCCGUUUCAAAUGAUAUCAAAGCAAGAAGUUUCACUUUGCACAGGUGGAUGGGUGACUACCGGUCUCGGCGGCGCUUUGUGAGGAGGAGAUUAUGAAGAAUUUCAGCAACAGUCCCCUUCACAACAACCAGACUCCAAACCACGUUAGAGAUCGGAAAAACACAAAGUUCGGCUUUCUCUCAGCGGUUCCGUUGCGUUUUUCCCUGAGAGGUUAUGGUCUCUGUAUGGCUACUCUUUUUCUCUUCUGUUUUGGGUCUCUGUUUUACCAGUUGAAUGGAGGACCCCCCAAUAUUCUGCUGGACAUCCGACAGUAUCUCGGAGAGUCCACGUAUCUCGAUGACCACGGACCCCCAGCUCCCAGGGUUCUGCCGUUCCCCAGUCAGGUGGUGUAUAACCGCGUGGGGAAGUGUGGCAGCAGGACAGUGGUCAUCCUACUGAGGUUGCUGGCAGAGAGACAUCAGUUCAACCUUGUCUCCUCAGACAUCCACAACAAGACACGCCUCACCAAACAUGAACAGGUGGAUCUUAUGAGGAACAUCAGCAACAUUCCUCAGCCCUUCCUGUACACCAGACAUGUCCACUUCCUCAACUUCACCAGGUUCAGGAUAGAGCAGCCCGUCUACAUCAACAUCAUACGGGACCCCAUUAACCGUUUCCUCUCCAACUACUUCUUCCGACGUUUCGGGGACUGGAGGGGUGAGCAGAACCACCUCAUCCGAACACCAGGGAUGAAGGAUGAUGAGAGAUACCUGGACAUCAAUGUCUGCAUCCUGGAGAAUUACCCAGAAUGUUCCAACCCCAGACUCUUCUACAUCAUCCCUUAUUUCUGUGGACAGCACCCACAGUGCAGAGAGCCGGGAGUAUGGGCUCUGGAGAGGGCCAAACAGAACGUUCUAGAAAACUUUCUUAUCGUGGGGAUCCUAGAGGAGCUGGAAGAUGUCCUGCUCCUUUUAGAGAGACUGUUACCUCACUACUUUACUGACGUACUCAACAUUUACAAGAGCCCAGACUACAUGAAGAUGGGGAACAUGACUGGCACGGUGCGUAAACACACACCUACUCUGGAAGCUCUUCAGGUGCUAUACCACCGCAUGCGCUACGAGUAUGACUUCUACAACUUCAUCCGAGAGCAGUUCCACCUGAUGAAGAAGAAGAUUGGGCUCAAGUCGGUCUCCCGACCCACUGCCCACCAGGCCUCCUUCCUAAGAGAGCUGGCCGUCCGAACCCCAGAGCCCCUUGACGAAGAUGAGGAGCUGGAGACCGACCUCGAUGAUGCCAACAGCUGGUUCGUCCAGCCCUGACAGUUCCCGUGGCGACUGAAGACUUUACCAGCGGCUGGUUGGCUGGAGGUGGCAUGAGAAGGGGGCGGGGAAUACGCCCUGUCUGUCAGCAUUCCCAGGAGGACGAUUGGUUGGGGGUGUGUGGAUCCUGUUGCCUGUGUUUUUACGGGCUCCAUUUUCCGUUUGGCUCGGACUCUCUGCUCACGGCUGAGGACCUUGGGAGUGGGCGGAUGGUUGGAUGGAUGGACUAACUGCCAUAUUUAAAGAUUGACUAGAAUAAUGGAAUCUGUAAAAAUAUAACUUUGGUUGUUUUAAGGUUUGAUUUGACAGAUGUCGAAAUGAUAUAAGACGGUCAAAUGGCAAGAAGAGCACCCAACUAUGAAUUCAGAGAAUUCCAUAUGUGUGCCUAUGUUUGGAUUUGACAUUUGUCAAACUGACAAUAUAUGAAGAUGAGUUGAAUAUUUUGGGACAUAACUAGGGAAAUAUUGAGGAAAUAUUAUGUUGAUUGGUGAAAGUGUAUGUUUGUCCUCAAUUGUCGAUGUUUCCAUAAGACAGAGCAUUAAUGUUUGACAUCCUACAACAACAACAAAAACAACACUCAAAUAAAAAUAUAUUUUUUAAAGAUAGAGCUGAAGGAUGAAACAUUUUAAUCCAAAGCUUUACCUGAACUCACCAAGUGAAAUAGCCAUUGGUUAAGUCUUAACACACUGCACUUCAUCUUAUUUGAUGUGGUUCAACUUCAGAUGUCUACUUUGUUUUCUCUGUCUCCAAACUCUCUCCUGACUCAGUUCCACAGUAUUCCAUAGUGCAGCCAUCGUGUUACACUUUGGACAUUUUAGAUAACUCAACAUCCAGAUAAUAAAUGGCCACAACAACAAGCUAUUACCUAGCAUUAGUACCUACAGUAUGCCAUACGACAUGCCAAUCUAAUAUACAGAUUGUGUUAAGGCCUAUGUAGUCAUUGUCAUUGUCUUCCGUGUGGAUUUUCUUUUUGACAGUUUAAUUUAUUAUUAUUACUAUUAUGUAUUCAUUUGCAUUUCAGAUAAGAUUCUCAGGAAAAAAAAGGUUUCUUACAAAGCUGAAAUAAUUUGUACUUUUAGGAUUCUUACAACUAUCUAGUUAUUCAUACUAUCUAAAGAUGAGUCAAAGGUCCAAAAUAAAAUAUGAACAGCUUAAGGAAAUGGCGAAACCUGUUUUACAAUGAAUGGAAUCCAUGUAUUUCAAUCUCCUCAGACAGUUUUCAAAAUAAAAGCCUAACA